AUGGCAAUUCCAGUGAUUGACUUCUCGAAGCUCAACGGCGAGGAGAGAGCCAAGACGAUGGCUCGGAUCGCUAAUGGAUGCGAAGAGUGGGGAUUUUUCCAGCUGGUAAACCAUGGAAUUCCUGAGGAGCUUUUGGAGAGGGUGAAGAAGGUGUGCUCCGAGUUUUAUAAGCUGGAAAGGGAGGAAGGUUUCAAGGACUCGAGGCCAAUCAGGUUGCUGAACGAGUUGGUGGAAAAGAAGAGCGGCGAGAAGUUGGAGAAUGUGGACUGGGAGGAUGUCAUCACUCUCGUAGACGAUAACGAGUGGCCCUCUAAAACCCCGGGAUUCAAGGAAACCAUGGCGGAGUACCGCAAAGAACUGAAGAAACUGGCGGAGAAGGUGAUGGAAGUAAUGGACGAAAACCUGGGCUUACCAAAGGGGUACAUCAAGAAGGCAUUCAACGAUGGAGAAGGAGACAACGCCUUCUUCGGCACCAAGGUGAGCCACUAUCCACCAUGCCCUCAUUCUGAGCUCCUGAAUGGUCUGCGAGCCCACACCGACGCUGGCGGCGUCAUCCUGCUCUUCCAGGAUGACAAGGUGAAAGGCCUCCAAAUCCUCAAAGAUGGGGAAUGGAUUGACGUCCAACCACUGCCAAACUCCAUAGUCAUCAACACUGGAGAUCAGAUUGAGGUUCUAAGCAAUGGCAAAUACAAGAGUGUGUUGCACAGGGUUAUGACCAGCCCAGAUGGGAACAGAAGAUCAAUUGCCUCGUUCUACAAUCCCCCUCUCAAAGCCACCAUAGCACCUGCACCCCAACUUGUGGAAAAAGCUAACCAAGAUGAUCUAGAGAUUGUUCAAGCUUACCCCAAGUUUGUGUUUGGUGACUACAUGUCUGUGUAUGCUGAGCAGAAGUUCCUCCCAAAGGAACCAAGGUUCCACGCUGUGGGGGCUAUGUAA
Messenger RNA from Vitis vinifera (wine grape), 936 nucleotides. Its product is annotated as 1-aminocyclopropane-1-carboxylate oxidase 5. Gene Ontology annotation, molecular function: dioxygenase activity. The transcript has 3 exons. The coding region runs from base 1 to 936 and encodes 311 amino acids. The record is from RefSeq and is a predicted model, not a curated record. NCBI's taxonomy places the organism in Eukaryota, Viridiplantae, Streptophyta, Magnoliopsida, Vitales, Vitaceae.